Molecule: messenger RNA, 7133 nt
Organism: Haliotis rufescens (red abalone)
Lineage: Eukaryota; Metazoa; Mollusca; Gastropoda; Lepetellida; Haliotidae
Product: neuroglian-like
Exons: 9
Coding region: 210-1478 (422 amino acids)
Biological process (GO): axon guidance; homophilic cell-cell adhesion; dendrite self-avoidance
Cellular component (GO): plasma membrane; axon
Molecular function (GO): cell-cell adhesion mediator activity
Source: RefSeq, a predicted model, not a curated record
AUGAUUAUAUACAAAAUCAACUUCAUCAAAAAAUAAAUUUCAAGUCAAUGAGACGGUUGUUCGAAGCGAAAGAAUACACGCAAUUCAAGUAACAAAAUGGCGCUUUUCGAAACGUAAAGUAUCGACUGACAAAUCAGAAGAGAGAAAUUCACAGUUUAAUACAAAUCAUUUUCAACAAAAUAACAAACGCGACCUUGUCACAAGUAACAAUGAGGAGAGUUGUGCUGCUGGCAUGCAUGCUGUGCUGCACCGGAAUACUGGCAGUAACACGGCCACCAGGAGUCUACAUUCAGCCAAGAUAUGAUGUGUUCUUCAAAGCCGGGGAAACUGUGGAGAUGCCAUGUGUUGCCGAAGGCAUACCCAACCCCAGGUACACAUGGCAAAAGAAUGGAAUUGAUUUCAACCCUAGUGGUAAUGAUGACCGAUUGGUCCAGCUUACCAAUGUUGGAACCAUCGUCAUCAACAGACCAGAAGACAAAGAUGAGGGGAUUUUCCAGUGUUUUGCUGAGAAUGAUUAUGGCAAGUCAGCAACCAUAAACAUCAACCUGCGUGAAGCAAAGCUGAAAGAGUUUGAUGUGGAAGCAGACGUGACAUUCUCACCAUAUUUGGGGGAAUCUCAGACCUUGAACUGCGUGGCCCCAGAGAGUAUUCCCCCUCCGGAGGUGUACUGGGUCAUCAAGGAGCAGUAUGGCGGCUUAACACCCAUCAACUUCGAUGCCAGAGUCACCAUGGAUCAUGAGUCUCGUCUGCGUAUCACCAAUAUCAAGGCUGUUGACAGUCAAGAUGGAAAAGCCUAUGCCUGUAUGGCCAUGAAUAGAAUUGUGCGUAAAACCACGCAGGGAGCGCACCAGUUUAUUAUACCACGGGGAUCUUCAGAAGUUCAGAGACCAGUCACCUACAUGUGGGCUUCCCCGACUGACCAUUUCGGACUACGUGGGGAUGAAUUCAGGAUCAAGUGUAUAUUUGCUGGAAAUCCCACACCAGACGUGCACUGGGUGCGCCCUGAUGGCAAACCUUUGCCCGACUACGCCAAGCAGAGUAGCUUUGGGCAGGAACUUGUGUUUUCAAGGUUGGAGUUUUCUGAUGGAGGAGAAUACGUGUGUUGGGCAACGAAUGCUCUGUCCCCUCAGAGAGUUCAGAGAACCAUCACCGUGAGAGUGGAGUCCCGUCCCUACUGGAUUGAGAAACCCAGAGAUGUGGUGUUGGGUAUUGGAGAGACUGCUCGCUUCAAGUGCCUGGCCGAUGGAAUGCCAAAGCCUUCACUGAAUUGGUACAUCAACACUGUACGCCUGGGAGAUGCCAACAUGGAUAAGCGGUUCAAGAGAAUCGCGUUUGAUGAGGUUAUGUUGGUGAAUGUCACCAAGGAAGAUGCCAUGGUGAUCCAGUGUAACGUCACCAACAAAUACGGCUACAUCUGGGGAGACGUCUACCUCAACGUACUGUGUAAGUACCUGCUAGGUUUCAUACCUCCUGUUUAGAUUCCGGGUUAGAAGUGGCUCACAACAGCCUAUGUAGUUAUAAGAAGUGACUUGGAUGAAUUGGGUGGUCAGGUGUGUUGGCUGAUCGUGUGUCAUUGUACCCUGAUGGAAGGGAUCAUUGCUCAUAAUAUCAACCACUGGAUUGUCUUGCAAAGACUUGAUUAUUUACAGGCUGAUGUCAUAUAACUGAAGUAACUGAGUGCGGGAUUAAUCAACAAACAAAACUCAAGUUUUCUCCACACAUUGUCUAGUCUGAUAACGAUUCAUGUUAUGUUUUAUCACAUGCCCAAUGUAUAUUCUUUUUUUACUUCAAUUUCAUUUCCUUACCAUCAUUAUCAUACUCAUCGACAUUCCUCGGGUUUAUAUUAUGUUUUAUUUUGAAGUUCAUAGUUAGUUUAUCAUGUUUUUGUAACACUUGCAAAUACCGAAUUAUCUUGUUUAUUUACACUUUUUGUCCACUUAUAUUUCAUAUAGAACUGACCGAAAUAUACCUAAAUACAUGUACACUGCAUAGUUGUUUGUAAGCUGCUUGAUUAGUAAUUAGUAGCUUGAGUUAUGUCAAUUUAUGGUUUUACAGUCUAGACCUGCUAAGAUGUUGAUCUUCAGCCCAAGGAAUGCUGCAAUUUUUUUCAGUUGCAAUUCCUAAUUUUGAAUUUUAAAAAUAUCAACCUCUGUGCUAUUCAACUACUUUAAGGCACUUUAAUGAUGACUUGUAUUUCACUGAUGACAGGGUCGACAAAGACGAAGUGGCUUUCAUGAUUAGUGUUACGUUUUUGAAUUUCAUUAUUAUCGUCAUCGUUGAGUUUCGGAAAUAUUUCACCUUAUCCUGCAUUACAUAUUGCAUUACCUUGUGUUUCAUGCGAUAGUGUUGGAUGCUUUAAAACUGAUCCUAUGACACACUUUGCAUUUCUCCCUUCUCAUUCUCUUUCUUAUGGCUCUAGAGUGGAGACGUAUUUUUCUGGAAGAGAAAAAAACGUAUUCCCCCAAUAUUUCAGAGUUUUAGAACUUAUUCUAUCUCACGCUAUGUAUUUCAUCCUUCUUCUUCGAUCCGGGUGUGGAAACGAUCCCAAACCAGUUUACAGCUUCAAAAAGCACUGCACCCAAACACGUCCCAGCCAUCACGUGCCGCUAACAAUGGACUGUGCACGCUCUGAUUCCCGCGCAACUUGAUCACACGACCUCCCAGGCUUGCUUAUUCUCUUUUUUUAUCGCCUUGGUGUGGAGACGUUUUUGGAUUUGAAGAGAAUUAUUUUUGGUGUGUGCUCUGUAAAAAGUCGGCCAAUCUUGAUUGUAUUAAGCGUACACCGGAUGGACGUUCGCCUGAGCGAUUGGUGGAUGCAGAAGAGUUGAAAGGGAUUGAUAUUCUCUUCCAUGUGCGACGGAAAUGGACAGUCUACUGUAUGAACGCGUUCUCGUCCAUGUUCGUCAGAGGACUGUAGCCGAUAUAGCCGAUAUCGGGAUCAACGUUCCAUCCUUCUACAUUCAUUGGAGUAUAUUGAACGACACCCUUUUCCAAGGGAUCAACAUACACCUCCAGGGGAUCAACAUCACCACUCUACGAUCGACAGAUUUACAUUUAAACACCUCUUCAAGGAAUAAACAUACCAUUCCUAGGGAUCGCCAUCCCCUCUACCAGUCAGACGAUCGCAGGCACAGCCAGGAUCGAUAUCAACAUACCCUUUCAUGGGAUUGACAUACCUCUUUACGUGAUCGAUAUGCCACUCUCCCAUGGCUAUAGGAUCACUGGUGCUGUCAGGGUUGAGAUCCACAUACCCCUCCCGGUAGGAUUGACAUGCCACUCUCCCAUGGCCAUAGGAUCACUGGUGCUGUCAGGGUUGAGAUCCACAUACCCAUCCCGGUAGGAUCGACAUCAAAUGCCUGUAAAGGGAUCGUCGAUCAACUUCUGAGGAUCAUCGUCACAACAAUAGCCAGGAACAGGAUCGACAUUAUUCGUUCUAGAGAGAACAUUCUGAUCAGAGGGAUCAAUCAGGAUCUAUUUCCUCCUUUAUUAUACAUCACCGUAUACAAUCAUCUAUGUUAUAUACAAAUGACCGCUGCGCUAGAGCAACAUGGUUUACAUGUGGUCAAUUCUCCCCUUCCACGUCGUGCAACUACUGGAGUAACAUCAUUUUUCCAAGGAUUCGAUUCUUCAUCACUUCUGCGAACAACGAUCUCCGAUGAAGUGGCAACUACACCCUGUAAGGUCUUCUGGCCCAUAUAACAUACAACACAGAGGUACGAACACAAGACGUUUACUUGACAAAGACAAUAACGAGACUGGUUACAAUCGAAAUCGGAUCACGCGUCAUAGUCCAUGAUUCCACGUGCAGCCACACACUACUGUUGGGGACCGUUGCGUUCUGGCGAAGCUGUCCAGUACCGGGAACAACCUCACAUUCCUCCCCUCUCAAGAAAGGUCUGGCACGACUUGAUCAACACUUACGACGACUGUUUCUCUCGAUGAACGAUCUGAUGACUUGACUUGCAGGAACUCACCAUAACACUUGGAUAUCACAAAUCCACACUUGAAAUGCUGUUUCUUGAACUUAUGUCCUCCCAAUAUUUUCACAGCAACACGAUCACCAACAUUAAACAUCCUUGAAACUCUUUCAGAUGUCUGUUCUUGACGAUGUAAUUUAGCUAAUGUAUGAGAUUCGACACACUUAUCCCAUAACUCUACACAGCCAUCCAUUUCCUCCCCCACAGAAGAAAAAUCGUCUGACACUAACUGGUGAAUCAAACUGUUACGACCAAACAUAACAAAAUACGGAGCAAAACCAGUGGUGCGAUUUAUCAACAAAUUAUGUGCUAAUACAAUUUCUGGCAAAACUCUGUCCCAUGUUUUCUCACACUCUGCUGUCUUCACUAACGAAGUUUUUAAUGUUCUGUGAGCUCUUUCGACUGGAUUAGCUUGUGGUCUAGCAACUGGAGUAUAACUACAUCUAAUUCCCCAAUUGGAAGUAAACAUACUGAACUCUUUGGAUGUAAAGACAGUGCCAUUAUCCGUAUGUAAAACCCUUGGCGGACCAAAUAUGGAAAACAGACGUUCCAACACUGUUGCAGCACUAGAUGACGUCGCCGUACGAACUGGAAAGGCGAAAAACAUCCUACUCAGAUCAUCUAAACAUGUAAACACAUACACAUAACCACAAGACGAACGUGGAAGUGGGCCUACAAAAUCGCAAUGAAGAACCUCCCAAGGACGCGAAGCAGUAACUGUAACACCUAAAGGAGAUCUAGGUAUAGCAUGUGGACCCUCUAUACACACAGUACAUUUCUCCACUAUUUCAGCUACCUCGCGUUGAGUAAUUGAAGAAUUAACUUUCUGUGCUAAUUGCCAUGUUCUUUUUACACCAAAGUGACCCAAUUCAUGAGCUUUCCGAAUAAUAGCACGUCGUUUAUCUUGACCUCUAGUCACAGCAAAUACAGGCAAUUCACUUCCAUCUUCAACAGGCAUACGACUCAAAACAUCACUUAGAAUGUUUUCAUUCCCUGGAAUAUGAUCAAUGUCAAAUGAGUAUUCAGAAAGUUCUAAACUCCAUCUGGCGAAUUUCUCAGAUUUUGAUGUCAAAAUGUAUGUCAGUGGCUUAUGAUCAGUUCUCAACCGAAAAAUCUUCCCGAACACAUAGGGUCGAAAUUUUCUAACAGCCCAAAUUAUCGCCAGUGCUUCUCGGUGGAUAGUGGAAUAAUUUCGUUCAGUUUUUGAAAGUUUCUUUGAAGCAUAACUGAUGGGAUGGCCAUCUUGUAAAAGUACUCCCGCUAAACCUGUCUUACUUGCAUCAGUUUGUAUAACGAAUUGUGACGCCUCUGCACUGAAAUCAGGAUGUUUCAAAACAGGGUUAGACGUCAAGAUCAACUUGAGCCUUUCAAAAGAUUCCUGAUGUGGCGACUGCCAACAGUAGACACGCUUUUCAACAAUACGACUGAGAGGCAUAAUAAGAUCUGAAAAAUUUGGAAUAAACCUCUGAAAGUACGUUGCAAGACCUACCAACGAACGAACCUCUUCCCACGAAGUCAGAACCGGAAACUGCAUGAUUGCUUCUAAACCUUUCUUACCCGGACUAACACCUGAAGCAGAAAUCUCAUAACCAAGAUAUUGGACACUUUCCAUGAAGAAGAAACAUUUGUCUCUGAACUCCCUAGCAGCAGUUUGAGUACGCUCUUUGGCCUUAUCAAGUUCUUUAAUCAAAACAUUUUUCAGAAUUGCAUAAUCAGCUUUGUUAUCAUCAGGGAUAUCGUUAAAUACCCGUGAGCAAAACCCUGCAGGAAGUACUAAAGCUAAACCACGUAACUUCUUCUCAGAGUUCCAAUUAAGACCCCAAGCUUUUACUUCAUACACAUUUUCAAUAAAGUUCGCAAAAGUUGACUGUUUUGGAUCAAACAAAGGAAUUCGGAAGUGCUUGAUAUCACCAGAAUGUUCUUGAUGUGUACCACCUUCGGCCAUGAUGAAUGGAUUAGUAUUCUUGCUCAAAUGUUCAAAGUCAAUCACAAAGUAGACGAAAACGUUCAACCACAAGGUCAAAAUGGCAAAAUGGAACAAACUCACGUUACAGUUCGAUGAAGAGAACAUUCCUUGAAUUUCUCCUUAAAGUAGCACUUUCUUCAAAGUUCUUUCAUGAGUUCACACUUCAACACCGCUGCCACCAUUGUAAGGUCUUCUGGCCCAUAUAACAUACAACACAGAGGUACGAACACAAGACGUUUACUUGACAAAGACAAUAACGAGACUGGUUACAAUCGAAAUCGGAUCACGCGUCAUAGUCCAUGAUUCCACGUGCAGCCACACACUACUGUUGGGGACCGUUGCGUUCUGGCGAAGCUGUCCAGUACCGGGAACAACCUCACAACCCGGAGACUUUCACUGGAUUUGCCAACUCCACCAAACCGCAGAAGUUGAUCUGUCCGAAAUCCGAUUCCACAAACCGUUGCCGACAUGGUACCCACAGGCAUGGGAUCACGAUGCGCUAGCCAUCACGUGGGAAAGUCAUAACACAUACAUGUGUGGUAGAUAGUAGUUCUGUAUAUAUUAAUCAUGUUUUAUUAAUUAGCUUUUGAUUUACUAUGUAUGUUGUCAAUAAUGGUAUUUUGUAUAUUUCAGAUAUUGCAGUAAUCAAGAAUUAUUUAUUGUAUUUCUCAUUACAGGCUGCAUACUUAAGUAGUUGUAAGUCAAGUAUUAUCAUUAAAGCCCUAUUCUAAUGUCAUGUUUUACUUAGUGGGUCAGUCAACUGCUUGGUGGUCAAUCAGAGUGUAAGCCCAGGCGUCCUCUGGAUUGGCUAGUUUUAAAUCUCUGUGUCCCACUUUCAAACCCCUUUGUUUUCACCCUGCACUUGGCAUUAAUACUUCACUGUGCACUGGACUGGAAGAAAGGAUAUACUUAUAUAAAGGUUAGUAGUUAAAAGUUAUAAUUGUAUUUUAUGCCAGUAUAAUUAUGCAAAUCACUAAAGUUUAAUAAAUGUCUUUAUAGAUCCUUAAUUAUAUUUAAACAUGUCACAUUUACUAGUAUUAGUGUGUGCAUGGUGAGUGUAUGUAUACUAGAUAUAUUUCAUUUCACUAUAUGUGUGUCUGUGUUAAUCUAGGACAUUUGUGUAUUCUGUAACUUGUAUUGUGUAUUAAUAAUUUGAUAAUAGUUUACAUGUAAGGUUCAUGUGUGUAGAU